Molecule: messenger RNA, 660 nt
Organism: Fusarium sp. VM40
Lineage: Eukaryota; Fungi; Ascomycota; Sordariomycetes; Hypocreales; Nectriaceae
Source: the annotation of a GenBank genome assembly
AUGAGAUGGCAGCUCUUUCUAGCUAUUGCUAGCACAGCAAAAUCUACUACCGCCCUUGAACAGAUUGGGGAGCCUGAAUACGUUGAUGGGGCUUGGUCCAAUCUUUCCCACGGCGCCGAACUUUCCGACAACUCGUGGAAUACUCCCUUCAUAUUUUACGAAUCGAUCAACUGCUGUGCCUCCGUCAACCGCUCUGGAGGCCACAUAAUCUUAUUUGCUGCAGUCGUCUUACCAUUCGCUGUCGGAGGUAGUACCACUGUCUAUGUCAGUACGAAUCGUGUGAUAUCAGUUGGUGCUGGAACCGAUGAGUUCAAUAACGAUGCACUUCCCUCCGACAACCUCCCAGCUAUAGCGUUCGCGCCGUACUGGGACGAUCUCUAUCUUAGUAGAAGUCGUGGCCAUACUAUCGUCUAUGAAGUGUUCAAUGGCCAGUUCGAUAACGAAGUUACUUUUGAGUUUCUUGUUGGCAGAUUUAUCGACAAUGGCCUCUUCCAUUUCGGAGUCAGCUCCUUAGAGUCUGAGCCAAAUUCAGUCAGGUUUCAAUACUACAGUACGCCUGAAAAGGGGUCCAGGGCAACAGUUGGCAUACAAAAUCGGAACACUGGUAAAUUUAUUCUAGUUGAGUAUAACGAGGCCGAUAGCAUCUAUGUCUUCCCAUAG